AUGGAAGGGAGGAAAGCCUCAGGAUACUUCCUGGAUGCAAGGAUUUAUGAGCUGGUUGCCUUAUGUCUAGCUGAGUACAGCUUCCAGUUGAAAGGUGCCACUCCACAGAGAUUCUUAGGCUUGAGAUCCUACAACCUGCAGAGCCAAAAAAACAACAAGGAACACCACACUUCUGAGAUUGGUUCCCAGAGACUGUUUGUGCGAAGGGCUCAGGCUUUCGUCAUCACCCUGAACUUUGACAGACCCUUCCAUACAGAUGUGGACAAGAUUGUCUUCAGUGCUGAGACAGGUCCCCAGCCCACUGAAUCACUGGGAACCAAAGUGAGGUUUGUCCCAUCCAAGGCCAGAAGUGGGAACCACUGGAGUGUUUCUGACUUCAGCACUUAUGAGAAUUCGCUCCAGGUGUCCUUGUCUGCUCCAGCUCAUGCCAUUAUUGGUCGCUAUCUUUUGAAGGUAGAGAUCUCUCACCACCCAUCAGGCAGAGCUGAAUCAUAUAAGCUUGGGGACUUCAUCCUGCUUUUUAAUCCUUGGAGUUCAGAGGAUGAAGUCUACCUACCUAGUCAAACUCUAUUGCAGGAGUAUCUUAUGAUGGAUUAUGGAUUCAUUUUUAAGGGGCAUGAAAACUGGAUUACUCCAUGGCCUUGGAACUAUGGACAGUUCGAAGAUGACAUUAUAGACAUCUGCUUCGAGAUUCUGGACCGGAACCUGAACUUCUUAAACGAUCCCUCCAAGGACUAUUCCCAGAGAAACAGCGUUAUGUAUGUCUGUAGGGUGGUGAGUGCUAUGAUCAAUAGCAAUGACGACAAUGGAGUGUUACAGGGGAACUGGAGUGAAGAUUACUCCAAAGGAGUGAACCCUUUGGAGUGGAAUGGUAGCGUUGCCAUCCUGAGAAAAUGGCAUGCCACGGGAGGCCAGCCUGUGAGAUACGGCCAGUGUUGGGUUUUUGCCGCUGUGAUGUGCACAGUGAUGCGAUGCUUGGGAGUUCCAACCCGAGUAGUUACCAAUUUUCGAUCUGCACACAACACAGACGGCAACCUGACCAUCGACAUGUUCUAUGAUAAACACGCAGAGAUGAUGCCAUGGGAGAGAAGAGAUAAAAUAUGGAAUUUCCAUGUCUGGGAUGAAUGCUGGAUGACCAGAAAAGAUCUCCCACCAGGAUAUGAUGGAUGGCAGGUCCUGGAUCCAACUCCCCAGGAGACUAGCAGAGGGGUGUUCUGCUGUGGGCCGGCAUCUGUCAGAGCUAUCAAGGAAGGGGAUAUCCAACUAGCCUAUGAUACAGCUUUUGUGUUUGCUGAGGUGAAUGCAGAUGAAGUGAUCUGGCUCCAGGAAUCUGGCCAAGUGAAAGAGAUUCUUUCUCACAACACUAAUGCCAUUGGGAAAAAGAUCAGCACCAAGAUGGUGGGCUCUGAUGACCGCCAGGAUAUCACCAACUCCUACAAGUACCAAGAAGGAACAGCAGAAGAACGGUCUGUGUUCAUGAAAGCUUCUAGAAUAUUGCUGGGCUCAACAGGGUCUUCUUAUCCCUACAUGGAACGUAUGCGGACAGCCUGGUUUCAGGAAAAACCAGUCAAGCUACAGCUAAAGCUGGCCAAAACUCCUGAAUGGGGCCAAGACUUAGCAUUUUUCCUGAGGGCCAGGAGGCUUCAGGGCUCUGAGAUGGGAAUUGAGCAGCUCCUUCUGAAUGUGUGGCUUAGUGCCCAAGCCCUGCUCCAUGGGGGCAAUGCCCAGACUCCACUCUGGAGGGACAAGCUGAGCUUCAGUCUGGUCCAAGGGGAGGAGAAAGAGUUGCUGAUAACUCUGCCCUUCACCAACUACAAGGACCACAUAAGUGAUGAAAAGUUGAUCCGCCUGUCAGGGGUUGUAGAAAUUGAGCAGACAAGAAGGAAACUGCUGGUGAUGAAAGAUGUCUCCUUGGAGCUGCCCCACUUUACCAUUGAGGUUUCUGGGCAGGCAGUGGUGAACAAGAAAUUAGGAGUUUCUGUGACCUUCACUAACACUCAGGCUGAAAUACUUCAAAACUGUGUUCUGGUGCUGCAAGGCAGUGGCUUGAUCGAUGGACGGAUGACAAUUAACCUGGGCAUCAUCGAGUCUGGACAAACCAUCCAAGCCGACGUGGACCUAUUCCCCACCAAAGAGGGAUCCAGGCAACUUCAAGUCCUCCUCAGCUGCAAGGAGGUCAAGGAGAUCAAAGGCUACAAGGAUAUCUUUGUCGUCUCAGCCAGCUCAACCUGA
Gracilinanus agilis (Agile Gracile Mouse Opossum) is the source of this 2232-nucleotide messenger RNA. RefSeq names its product transglutaminase 7 (gene TGM7). Gene Ontology annotation, molecular function: protein-glutamine gamma-glutamyltransferase activity. The coding region runs from base 1 to 2232 and encodes 743 amino acids. The record is from RefSeq and is a predicted model, not a curated record. The transcript is spliced from 13 exons. Lineage: Eukaryota; Metazoa; Chordata; Mammalia; Didelphimorphia; Didelphidae. Gene Ontology annotation, biological process: peptide cross-linking.